Molecule: messenger RNA, 1735 nt
Organism: Trifolium pratense (red clover)
Lineage: Eukaryota; Viridiplantae; Streptophyta; Magnoliopsida; Fabales; Fabaceae
Product: protein DETOXIFICATION 16-like
Exons: 8
Coding region: 6-1511 (501 amino acids)
Biological process (GO): xenobiotic detoxification by transmembrane export across the plasma membrane
Cellular component (GO): membrane
Molecular function (GO): antiporter activity; xenobiotic transmembrane transporter activity
Source: RefSeq, a predicted model, not a curated record
GUUAAAUGAAUGUUUUUGUCCUCAUGCUGACAAUGGAAACAUCAAACAAAUUGAAUCUUGAGACUCCACUGUGUUCAAACCAAGACAGAAACCAUGAACUUGAAACACAUACAUCUGUUCAAUGUUGUUGUAUCAGAGAAGAUGUUGUUGAGGAAGCUAAAAAGCAACUAUGGCUAGCAGGGCCUCUUAUUGCAGUUAGUUUGUUGCAAUAUAGUUUACAAAUGAUAUCAAUUAUGUUUGUUGGUCAUCUUGGGAAACUUCCUCUUUCAGGUGCUUCUUUGGGUAACUCUUUUGCCUCAGUUACUGGUUAUAGUGUUUUGUUAGGUAUGGGAAGUGCAUUGGAGACACUAUGUGGCCAAGCCUAUGGAGCCAAACAAUAUCACAUGCUAGGAGUUCACACACAAAGGGCAAUGCUAGUCCUUCUAGCAUUAAGCAUUCCCUUAUCUUUAAUUUGGUUUAACACAAGCAACAUUCUCAUAGCAUUAGGCCAAAACCAUGAAAUAUCAACAGAAGCUGGAACAUUUAAUAGAUGGAUGAUCCCUGGCCUUUUUGGAUAUGCUAUCAUUCAAUGCCUUAAUAGAUUUCUACAGACACAAAACAAUGUUUUUCCAAUGCUUAUAAGCUCUGGAAUCACAACUUUGGUACAUGUUUUGUUUUGUUGGGUUUUUGUGUUUGAAUAUGGAUUAGGAAUCAAAGGAGCAGCCUUGGCAAUUAGCUUGUCCUAUUGGGUUAAUGUGGUCAUGUUGGUGAUUUACAUAAAUUCAGCUACAACUUGUGCAUCAACUUGGAAUGGUGUUUCUAAGGAAGCUUUGAAUGAUAUUAUUAGUUUUUUAAAGCUUGCUUUGGCUUCAGCAGUUAUGAUAUGUUUAGAAUAUUGGUCCUUUGAGAUGGUUGUUCUUCUAUCUGGCCUUUUACCAAACCCACAACUAGAGACAUCUGUAUUAUCAAUAAGCCUUAAUACAUGUUGGAUGGUCUAUAUGAUCUCCGUUGGUCUUGGAGGUGCCAUAAGCACAAGAGUGUCAAAUGAAUUGGGUUGUGGGAAUGCACAAGGUGCACUUUUGGCUCUCCAUGUGAUGAUUGUAAUUGCCAUAGUAGAAGGUUCAGCAGUGGUAUUGGUUACCAUUUUGGUAAGAAAUGUUUGGGGGAAGCUGUAUAGCAAUGAAGAUGAAGUUAUCAAAUAUGUUGCCAAGAUGAUGCCUUUGCUGGCACUGUCUGACUUCUUAGAUGGUUUCCAGUGUGUACUUUCUGGAGCUGCUAGAGGCUGUGGUUGGCAAAAUCUAUGUGCAUCUAUAAACCUUUGUGCUUACUAUGUUGUGGGAAUUCCUUUUGCUAUCCUAUUCGCCUUUGUCUUCCAUAUUGGAGGGAUGGGGCUUUGGAUGGGAAUCAUAUGUGGACUUUGUGUUCAAGGGAUAGCCUUGAUUACUGUGAAUGUAUGUACUGAUUGGGAUAAAGAGGCUAGGAAAGCAGUUGAGGCGAAUCAGAAAACUGAAGUAAUCACAGAACAGAUAUAGGCAAACAAAGUGAAUGUAGGGAUGUGAUGACUAUAUUUCUUCUAGUUUUAUACUAGUAAUUUUUAUUUUGAUUUUUCAUAAGAGGGAUUAUGUGCAAUUUUUAUUUUGAUAAAGCAAUUGUGUAAUAUUUAUAGGAAGACAAUGAUAAAUAUAUAUUUUCUGGAUUUGAAUCUUCUAAAAUGAGUAAAAUAUUUAAAGUGAGAAAAUUAAGGGUGGUGAGUAAC